Molecule: messenger RNA, 207 nt
Organism: Helobdella robusta
Lineage: Eukaryota; Metazoa; Annelida; Clitellata; Rhynchobdellida; Glossiphoniidae
Exons: 1
Coding region: 1-207 (68 amino acids)
Cellular component (GO): dendritic spine; postsynaptic density; postsynaptic membrane
Molecular function (GO): ionotropic glutamate receptor binding; synaptic receptor adaptor activity
Source: RefSeq, a predicted model, not a curated record
AUGAAGGCAUGCAAAUCCGGAAAAGUUCAGCACGUGGAACUCCUCCUUUAUUACGGAUCCGAUCCCAACAAGCAGAACUGCAGUGGGAACACGCCACUCCACAUUUGCGCCAUCAACAACCAGGUCUAUAUCUUGAUUUGUAUGUUUUUGUUUGUUUGUUUGUUUGUUUGUCUGUAUGUUUGUUUUAAGGUUUGUAUGAGGGUUUGA